CGACGACCACGACCACGACAACGACGACGACGACGACGACGACGACGACGACGACGACGACGACGACGACGACGGCGACAACGCGACAGUGACAACGAUCACUCCGUAUUCGUUUGAUGCAAGGGGCGUUGAUCAACCACUGGACAGCGGCUGGUGCGGCUGGUGCGGCUUGUGCGGCUGGUGCGGCUGGUGCGGCUGGUGCAUCUGGUGCAUCUGGUGCAUCCUGGCUGACGCAGUGUUUACCCGAACGGCAGGCGAUCAUGUCAGGGACUAGCUGAUGACCUUUCGAACAUCUGCAACGAUGUGACAAUAAAGUUAUCUUCUCCUAUAUCCUCUCUCAUAUCACAGGGUAUCGUCCCUGUGGUACACACAUACUAUAGUGCUUCCCAGAACAGAACAAUAACAAGAAAGUAUAAACAAUAAUCACCAGUCGAGUCGGUGUUUAAUGAAAGAAAGAAAACAGUGCCAAAAGUCGACGGACAAGCCAAUCAAAGUGAAUUUGACAUUGGAUUGAUUUUUCGAAAAGUAUCGACAGCGUCAGCAAUUGAGAAUCGAUGAUGGAAGAGAAGUGAAAGAAGAAGCAAGCUGCAAGGGAGCCUAGGAAACAGUCAAGAAGAGGCGUGAAGGGGAGGCGCGAAGGGGAGGCGUGAAGGGGAGGCGUGAAGAAUCACACAGGUUGGAUAAGAAAAUAAGAAGCAUAGAAUGGGCAAUAAGCUGUCUUGCAGUUGUGCUCCCCUUAUCAGAAAGACGUAUCGGUAUGAAGAUUCCCCAUGGCAGACAGGGGUUAGGGGCGGAAUGAGCAGCAGCGGAGGUCGCAGGGGUGAUACUGGCCACUUGCUCAGGUGCGGAAGCUUAAGAGAAAGGAAGAGGUUGUGGGCCGAAGUGUUCCAUGUGAGUGGAGGGGCAGGGACUGUUAAAUGGCAACAGGUAUCGGAAGAUUUAGUUCCUGUAAAUAUCACUUGCAUCCAAGAUUCGCCGGAAUGCGUCUUCCAUAUUACCGCGUACAAUAGUCAGGUGGACAAAAUUCUCGACGUGCGAUUGGUUCAACCAGGAACACGUAUCGGACAAGCGUCGGAAUGCUUUGUUUAUUGGAAAGAUACGAUGACUAACGAUACAUGGGGACUGAAUUUCACUUCUCCGAUAGAUGCUAAACAAUUUAGAGAAUGUUGCUCACCGUCGUUCAAGAUUUCAAGGAAAGCGUCCUCUUCUUACUCAUUGAAGCUCGAACCACCGAACAAGCAGAAGAUCAAAACACGGAGAAAGCCUCUAUCGACGCCGGCAUCGCCGAGCAGAUCCAGAGAGCCACAAUGCACUUGUAUGACCCCGGAACAAUUUGCCAGACUUCGAAGUCAAGAAGCUAGAUUCCGCGGUUUCUGCGACACUUCUACGCUUCCACGAACCAUGGCACGAUCCACAGAAAUGGAAAUGACACCGGGCCGCGACGAAAUAACGGCAGCAACGUCCAGCGCGUCUCUUUACGAUAACGUGAACAAUACGGCCGCAACACCGGGAAAGACGCCGAAAGUUACCGGCGGCGGUGGCGGCGGUGGCGGCGGCGGUGGCGGCGGCGGCGGGGGCAGCGAAUCGACCAAGCAGAAGGAGAAACAGAAUGAAACGUGCCAGACUACACCAAAGACGGCAAACGUUGGCAUUGAAACUGUUACCGUUGGCUCGCAGAUUGAUAGUCCGGAGGAGAAAGGAGGUAGUACAGUGUCGCCGAAAAAGCCUCAGAAACAAAGUCAAGACACGUCUACUCAGCAAAAUGGCACCGAAAUGCUAAAGUCGGAAGGCACGCAAGCCGGUGGUACCUUGCAAAACAAAUCUCUCCGGAAGGAACAAUUGCACCAUACAAAGUCUGCCGAUUACACGGAUCUGGAAAUGCAAAACGGCAAUAUCUUCAAUAUAGUGAAUAACAACCACGGCGCAAGAAAAUCGAAAAGCAAGAGCACAGACGACAUGAGGAUCGAGAAUGCGCAAAACGGUGGUAUCAGUCUAGACUCGAAUACUCUAAAGAGAAUGUUAAAGCCUAUGUCGAGUAUCGAUAGUCCUGUUACGUCACCAGAGAUGACCAGAAAGAGGAACAGUCACCACAGUUACCAUUAUCAUCCGAGCAAUAAUAACCAGAAGUAUGUUAUACAAGAAACUGAGAAUGAAAACUACGCGCAUCCGUAUCGAAGUCCGUAUAGUAACAAAUUCCAGGCUUCUAGAAGCGUGCACGACAUGGGACGUCAGUAUACUGGCGACAGAGGCAGGACCUAUUUAGAUUCGGAACGUAAUCGGUGCACAGGUGACAUGUCGCCGCCGUCGGAUAAUGUCAUCUUCGAUAAUCAGUGUUACGCGACCACGCCAAGUUCGUCAAAUGGUAACUCGGACAUGGAACAACCGACCCACUGUAAUUCGCGACGUUGUAACGGCGGCCAGACAUAUCAACAACAAAGCAUGCAAUCCGUUUCAACGCCUGGCAGUCCAACCAGCAGACUCCUUCUCGAGUACGAGAUGCAUUUAAGGAACACGUUGGCCAAGGGCAUGGAUGCCGAAAGUUACAGUUUACGAACGUUCGAGGCAUUGCUCACGCAAAGUCUCGAAAACUUGGAGUUUGCGGAAAAUAUACCGCUAAACGUACAGCGAACGCCUCACGUUUCACGAAGACGUCCCAUUUCCAACAAAUCAUCGACCUUGCCUCUCUCUUAUCGUUAUUGCAACGAAAGGCAAAAUAGUAAAGAUAGAGAUGGCUACUAUAGCGAUCGCAACGAAAUGAUACGAGAAAAAAGAGAGAGAGAGGCCGAUCGAGAUCGCGGAUAUCUUAGCGAUUAUAAUUCGAGGUGUGCCAGCUGCAUCGGAGAAUCGGCACGUGCUCAGUGGUUUCGGCAUUCGGACGGAUGGCAAUCGGUCAGUUCGACUCUCGGCUCUGAUGCUUCCAGUUCGAUAAAUCCAAGUUACUCGGGACAUAAACGCGACGGUCCAUGGGAUUCUCUUCCAUCGUUGAGGCAUGACAGCAGCCUUAACGAUAGCGGAUAUAAAUCCAAUCGAACCGAUUCUCUGGAACAAAGGGCCACUUUUGAUAGACAAGACAGCGUAAGAUCUGAUUAUAUGUCCGACAGGGACGGUAGAUACGGAAUCGUUCAACAAGCUUCUUUGGAGAGCACAGACUCGAGACUUUGCUACUUGACAUCCUCGGAGAUGUCGGACGACGACAGAAUGUCCCUAACUACUGCUGUAAGCGACGACGACGAUGGCGAAAGCGUGAUAAACUCGCCGUAUCGUGGAAAAGAGACCGGCACGGCUGCAGCUUCGUUCAAUUGUACGGGUGCAAUUCGAAAGGCUGGAUUUCUUAGCGUGAAAAAAUGGCUGUUACGGAAAAAACAUCAGAUCGAACUUGCGAGGAAAAGGGGAUGGAAAGGUUAUUGGGUUUCUUUGAAAGGGACUACGCUUCUCUUUUAUCCUUGCGAUUCGCAAGAAAGCAGAUCCAUGGAAGCGGCGCCGAAGCAUCUGAUCAUAGUCGAUGGCGCGAUCAUGCAACCAAUCCCUGAACAUCCGAAAAGGGAUUAUAUAUUUUGUCUGAGCACCGCGUUCGGCGAUGCUUACUUGUUCCAAGCGCCGUGUCAAGUGGAACUGGAAAAUUGGGUAAACAGCAUCCAUUCGGCUUGCGCAGCUGCGUUUGCGCGUCAUCGCGGGAAAACCGGGACUCUUCACUUGUUACAGGAAGAGAUAUUUCGGUUAGAAAAGGCAAUAGAAUCGGAUCAUAAAUUAAAGCAUAUGGCUGAUCUUCAGCAAUCUGUCGUUUCCGACGUGGAAACGAAACAGCAAAUCAACAAUCAAAUUGUACAGUGGGAAGAGAAUCUGGAACGUCUUCACUGCGAGCAAUUUCGUCUAAGGUGUUAUAUGGCUAGUUUACAAAGCGGCGAGUUACCUAAUCCUAAAAGUUUAUUGACGCACGUAUCUCGUGCCACGAAGCAAACGUUAAAUAAAUUAGGAGUGUUUACGGUGUCGUCGUUUCACGCUUUUAUAUGCGCGCGGAGCCCUUCGUUGCUGAACAACCUGCUGGCAGGUCGUGGAGCUACGAAAAGAAGGCCACCGUUGCUCUCGAGAUCCAAUAGCGGAUCCAGCAGAAGAUCCCUUCAAAUUUCAUCGAGAGACGAUGAGAAACCUGUCAAAGUAUAUGUACCGGAAAAUCAGCUGGUGUCUGUAUUUUUACGCGACGCUAUGACGGUUGAAGAAUUUCUGGCAAGUGCUUGCAACCGGAAAAAUCUCAAUCCUAUGGAACAUUUCGUUCGCGUGAAAAAGCGUCGCGACAUGGAAGAUCACAAUUACUUCGUACCACAUAGGACCGACUUGAUAGAAACUUAUUCGAAUACGCACGAGGUUGUUGAAGUUUGCGCAAAGAUCUUGUAUCAAGUUGAAUUACAAAGAAAUACUCUGGAACAAAUGUGGGGCUUUUCGGUGGAAGCAGAGUUAAUUGAAAAUUCCGAUAGGCAAGACGAGUUGUGUUGUUACGUUAGCAGAGUCGAGGAUAAAAGUGUGGCGAUGCAAAACGGAAUCAUUAAAGGCGACGAGAUCAUGGUGAUCAACGGUGCUAUUGUAAGCGACCUAGAUAUGAUGUACCUAGAAAGUGUACUGCAAGAAGAAAUCGGUCUCUGUAUGAUGAUGAGAUCGUCUCGAACCGAACCACCGGAUCUUACGGGUAUAAUGAGGGUUACCGAUGAUAUCAUCGAGAGCUUGGUUUGCCCACCACCUCCUUCCGAUCCACCGGUUAUAAGCGAAGAAAUGAUUUCCGGUCUGAUUGUCCCGGCCCCUGGUUGGAGCAAGGAAAGCAUUGCGCAGGAGUGUGCGUCAGCUUCGCACAUAGAAAACGGUAAACAAACGUCACGCACGAAUUCGUUCGAGAUUGAAAAUUUGCUAAAAACCGCCGAACAAGUGACGGGCAUCUGUCGAUCGCCUGGUGAAACGAGAAAAUCCAGUCCUACCGGAAGCGUCGUUAGUUCUCAUUCGCAAGCACUGACGCCGAGCCGGCAGCUAAGCGAUGCAGAAAAACUGAAAAAGGUCAUUCUAGAAUUGAUCGAGACUGAACGAACUUACGUGAAGAAUUUAAACAAUUUGUUGGAGAACUAUUUGGAGCCCCUUAAACGCGAAACAUUCCUAUCGAAUGCAGAGAUAAAUGCAUUGUUUGGAAAUAUUCAAGAAAUUGUUACCUUUCAACGACAAUUUUUACAAAAUCUUGACCACGCGAUCGAGAUGGAGGCUGAUUUCAAUAAUUUCGAUCAUCCGAGUCAGUUUAAGGGUGUCCUGUUUUCCAUUGGAAGUGCCUUCUUGUAUUACGUAAAUCACUUCAAGCUGUACAGCUCGUUUUGUGCCAGUCAUUCCAAGGCACAAAAGGUGUUACAUCCAAACGAAGGGAAUCAAGCUUUACAAGAGUUCCUGCAAGCAAGAAAUCCAAGGCAGCAACACUCGUCGACUUUAGAGUCGUACUUGAUAAAACCUAUUCAAAGAAUACUCAAGUAUCCGUUGCUUCUACAGCAACUUCGGAAUCUCACGGACGAACGAAGCGAAGAACACGUACACUUGAUCGAGGCGUUGAAAGGCAUGGAAAAAGUAGCAGAACACAUAAACGAAAUGCAAAGAAUUCACGAAGAAUACGGAGCUAUUUUCGAUCACUUGUUCAGACAACAUCAAAAGUCCUGCAAGCAGCCUAUCGACUUGAGCCCAGGAGAUCUUCUCUAUUACGGAGGCGUCGAGUGGCUUAAUAUUUCCGAUUUUCUUGGUAAAAUAAAAAAAGGACUAGAGCUGCACGCAAUGUGCUUUGUUUUCAAAUCUGCUGUCGUCUUUUUGUGCAAGGAAAGAUUGAGGCAAAAGAAGAAACUAAUGGGAGUUUCGACCAAAGCAAAUUCCAGCGAGGUAGAAAUAAUUCGUUACCAAGUAUUGAUUCCCGUGACGGAAGUUCAAGUACGGGCUAGUUCCGCUAAAGAUAUGGAAUCUCAUUUCUUAUGGGAAUUGAUUCACUUGAGAAGUCAAUUGCAAAGAAGAUCGGAGAAAGUAUACGUGCUGUCUAACAGCACGACAGAAUUUCGAAACGCGUUCCUGAGAACUAUUCGUCAAAUAAUUCGAGAAUCAGUGCGAAAUAUGAGUAUACCGUCGACGAAACAGAAUCUUAAUCAAACUCCGAUGACAAUUUCUCCACGAAUGUCUACCGGGCACGUGGACAAAUUCGAAAAACAGUCGAUCGGUCAAGGACAAAAUGGCGGCAAUAAUGGAACGGCAACUGUUACCGGAUCGCUGUCGAAGAAGUUGGUGAAACCACAACCAUUAUCGACUUCGCACAACGUGAAACGAAAAUAUAGUCAAUCGAAACAAACGAUGGAGCACGAAAGUUCCGAGGACAAGGAGAUGGAAGAGCCAGGGCCGAUUAAUCAACAGCAAACAAUCUUUCGCUCGAGAAGCAAGACCAUAAGCGACACGUCUGGAGAGGUGAAGCUCGAGAUGGAUUCGGGGACGAAAUCCGAGGGAGAGGAAGACUCGCAAGCUUUUUUAGGUGAGAAGAAGGCGAAUUUGGGCCGCACUCCGAAUCAUUUGACUUUGAGCACCACUUCAACCAUUUCAGCAGGAAGUACGGGUAGUCAGGCAAGAUUAAUCCAGUCCUCUCAUCAACCGGAAAACUAUCAACCCAUUACAGUCAAAGAGCUUGGUUCACCAAUCUGGAAACCGCGGGAAUUAUCCUCGUUUGGAGAAGCCACUACGCUACCACGUAAGGGUAAGUCGGCCAGCGAGUUUGGGGAUAUAAGCUCAUCUCACAGCGCUUCCCGAAAGUCUCUGAUAGAAAUCAAUAACUGUGCUCAACAAUCUAACUAUAAUAACAACAUUUAAGUUAAAUAGUUAUUAACACUGGCUAACAAAGUAUCGAGUUAAGUUUAAAGACCGUGAAGUUAAAAUAAAGUAACUGCAUAUUCGAUCUAUUGUGGAAAGAUUAACGCGCUUGCCGCCCACGCGGAAUGCUUCGACAUCGUUCCCUUUCUUCUUUUUUUCUUUCUUUCUUUCAUUCAUUACCCCGCCGUCGCACCCCACCCCACUUCCUCCCUUCUUUCUCAUUUCGUCUUCCAAAAUGUACGUCUCGUCGGACGUAUGUACUAUCAUUCCUUCUCUGUACAACCAACGAUUCAACUGUUUAACAGGAGAGAAUUUUGAAGAAGAGAGAGAGCUCCGCUUUUAACGGAAAAAUGUUUCGACGAAGAGAGAACGUUUCGAUCCUUACGACUGACAAUGAGAGUUUUAAAGAAGAUCGUUCAGGUUCUUCUAUCCUUCUUUCGGCAGAUUCGAAUAUUUUGCGUCUACUACAAAAUGGAUACGCGAUGCAGUUGUUGCAACAUCGCUGAAACCAUCUGUUACUACUUGUACUAAUAAUCGUAAAUGACUAAUCGAUUGCGACUAGACACGCAACUCGAUUAACAAUACACAAUAGAUAUUAUUCAGCCUGCAGCGCUACAGAGGAAUAAUAACGCAUCUUCGAAUAACGUAACAACACGGGAAAGCGUUUCAGGGCUCACGUUACAUUUCCAUUUCGAGAAUCUAUUUUUCACGUUCACUAGUUGUUGUUGCUGUUGCUGCUGUUGUUGUUGUUGUUGUUGUUGUACCUACUGAUACAUGCCAUACAUAACAGAUUAAUUGAAAUUUUACCUAGUGGUACAAUUGAAAUCAUUCGAAGCAACGGAGCCAUUUUUCAGAGUGAUCCGUGAUCCGCGAUCGUUUUAAAAUAAGCGUUCUUUCGCUCGAUUCGUUCGCAUUCGCACGAUUCAAACAUUAUUCUUAAUUGUUUUUCUUUCUGCGUGGACGGCAAUGCGGUUAUAGAGUAACAAACUCUGUAUAUAAUGUAAUAAUUAUAUUAUUAAUACCAAAAUAUUAUCGUCGUCGUCGUCAUUAUCACCAUCAUCAUCAUCAUCAUCAUCAUCAUCAUCAUCAUCUUCAUCAUCAUCAUUAUUAUUAUUGUCGUCGUCGUCGUCACCAUCCUCAUCAUCAUCGUUAUCAUUGUCAUCCUCACUGUUACCAUCGUCACUGUUAUCCUCAUCUUCGUUAUCAACAUUAUCAUCGUACUUAUCAUUACUGUAAUUAUCAUUAACAUUGUUGCCGGCCUUUUUAUUAGUAUUAUUAGAAUUAUUUAUAUUACCAUUGCAGUUGAUAUUAUUACUAUUUCAUUUGGUAUUAUAUAUAUAUUAUUAUCGUUACUAGCAUUAUUUUUAUUAGCUAAUGUUGCUACUACUACUACUAUCACACUAUUAUCACCGCCGCCACCACCACCACCACCACCACCACCACCACCACCACCACCACCACAACCACUACUACUACUACUACUACUCCUCCUACUAC
Molecule: messenger RNA, 8355 nt
Organism: Colletes gigas
Lineage: Eukaryota; Metazoa; Arthropoda; Insecta; Hymenoptera; Colletidae
Gene: sif
Product: protein still life, isoform SIF type 1
Exons: 32
Coding region: 703-6858 (2051 amino acids)
Biological process (GO): activation of GTPase activity; small GTPase-mediated signal transduction; positive regulation of axonogenesis
Cellular component (GO): synapse; membrane
Molecular function (GO): protein binding; guanyl-nucleotide exchange factor activity
Source: RefSeq, a predicted model, not a curated record